Messenger RNA from Pipistrellus nathusii (Nathusius's pipistrelle), 324 nucleotides. The record is from the annotation of a GenBank genome assembly. NCBI's taxonomy places the organism in Eukaryota, Metazoa, Chordata, Mammalia, Chiroptera, Vespertilionidae.
AUGUGCUUUACAGGGACGGUGAGUAGGUGGAACCAAUCUCAAUUUAGAGGUACAGACACAGAUAGGAAGCCAAAUGGAAGCUUAGGGACACUUCUGUUUGAGGCACAGCAAAUGCUAUCAGAUGACAAGGUGAAUUGGAAUUACUCAUUCGAGCGGUUGGUCAGCCAUCUGGGGGACAAGUUGUUCAUUGUCAAGGAUGGCAGACAGUCCCAGCUGUUAGGCCUUUUCCUGGUUGCUAAAGCAAGCCCCAGGCAGAGUGGCCAGUCUCCUGUGAGGGAAGAAGAGAAAUGCAUGCGCAGAUGUGGUUUAUUUCACCAUCACUGA